Molecule: messenger RNA, 369 nt
Organism: Camellia sinensis
Lineage: Eukaryota; Viridiplantae; Streptophyta; Magnoliopsida; Ericales; Theaceae
Source: RefSeq, a predicted model, not a curated record
AUGAAUGCUUGCCUGCACUAUGGAUGGCUUGUUGGAGCAAAGACAAUGAACAAGCGAAGACCAUCGAAGAAGCAUGUGAGCUCCUGGAAACACUACAAGCCCAACUCAAGGGUAACAAAUUCUUCGGAGGAGACAAACAUCGGAAUUGUAGACAUCAUUGCCAAAUUUAUCCCAUUCUGGCUUGGAGUCCUUCUGGAAACCAUGGGAUCAGAAGAUUUGUUGACAGAUGAGAAAUUUCCCAUUUUAUGCAAAUGGAAGAAUGCCUAUGUUAACUUCCCUGUUAUCAACGAAAAUCUGCCUCCCGAAGAGAAUCUAACGGCCUACUUCAGAGCUCGUCAACAACCUGCUAGCGGUCCUAAAAAUGUGUAA